Messenger RNA from Notothenia coriiceps (black rockcod), 499 nucleotides. Its product is annotated as integrin alpha-2-like. Gene Ontology annotation, cellular component: integrin complex; external side of plasma membrane. NCBI's taxonomy places the organism in Eukaryota, Metazoa, Chordata, Actinopteri, Perciformes, Nototheniidae. The record is from RefSeq and is a predicted model, not a curated record. Gene Ontology annotation, biological process: cell-matrix adhesion; cell-cell adhesion; cell adhesion mediated by integrin. The coding region runs from base 80 to 499 and encodes 139 amino acids. The transcript is spliced from 5 exons. Gene Ontology annotation, molecular function: integrin binding.
UGAGAGGCAGAGCUCAGUCCUUAUUUAGGAAGCGUGUCCGGCGCGUCACGGCUGGUCCGCCCAGCAACAACUCUGAUAAAUGCAGCGGCUUCAUUUUACACAUGGAAUAAAGUCGACGAUGGAGUUAAUCUGGGGGAAUUUCUUCUUCACUUUAGUAGUCAUUACUGACAGAAUAUGGCGCUCACAGUCCUUCAACGUCGGCACUGCAGGUGCUAAGAUUUUCAGUGGGCCAGCGGAGGAGGAGUUUGGCUACACGGUUCAACAAGCAACAAACUAUGAAGGCAAAUGGCUGCUGGUUGGUGCCCCAUGGAGUGGUUUGACUAACAGGAAGGGGGAUGUUUACAAGUGUCCAGUCUCAGGGUCCAGAAACAGCUGUGACAAGCUCAAUCUUCAAGAUUCUGUUAGUAUUCCAGAUGUUACAAGCGUCAACGACAACAUGAGCCUGGGUUUGACUCUUACCCGGAUGCCUUCUUCUGAUGAUUUGAUGGUGUGUUAUUGA